Molecule: messenger RNA, 3354 nt
Organism: Trematosphaeria pertusa
Lineage: Eukaryota; Fungi; Ascomycota; Dothideomycetes; Pleosporales; Trematosphaeriaceae
Product: DNA damage-binding protein 1
Exons: 3
Coding region: 1-3354 (1117 amino acids)
Biological process (GO): DNA repair; proteasome-mediated ubiquitin-dependent protein catabolic process
Cellular component (GO): site of double-strand break; nucleus
Molecular function (GO): protein binding; nucleic acid binding
Source: RefSeq, a predicted model, not a curated record
AUGGCAUACAUUGCACCCAUCCACCGCCCCAGCAGCAUCCGCCAUGCGAUCAAACUCACCUUCCUAGCUCCGGACGAGGACUGCCUCGUCGUCGCAAAGGCGAACCGACUCGAGUUUUACACCCAAACCGCGGACGGCCUGUCCCUCCAGCACUCCAAGGCUAUCUAUGGCAAAGUCACAAUGCUCCAGAAACUCCGGCCCGCCCUCUCGCCCACAGAUCAUCUCUUUGUGGGCACAGAUCGGUUCAUGUAUUUCACGCUGUCAUGGAACGCCGAUAAGAAGCAACUGCAGACGGAGAAGACAUUCGAGAGCGUCGCCGACAAUGCCGCACGCGAGUCGCAAACUGGGGAGCGAUGCCACGUCGAUCCCACAGGGCGAUUCAUGACGGUCGAGGUAUACGAGGGAAUAAUCACGGUAAUACCGUUGGUGCAGCGGGGAAAGAAGAGGAAGCAGGAGCCGGAUAUCGCCCAACUCGGGGAGCCUCAGCCUGUCAGGCUAUCCGAAAUGUUUGUUCGCUCAUCAGCGUUCUUGCGACCACGGUCUUUCGACGAAAAGCCAAAACUAGCCCUGCUAUAUGAGGACACCCAUUCACAGGUCAAGCUCAAGGUCCGCGAGCUCUCCUCCGCCGGUGGCGAGGCGGUCGAGCUCGAGGAAGGAGAGCAUUACCGGGGCGACCUGGAGCUAGGCGCCAGCCAUCUGAUACCCAUUGAGGAGCCUACCCACGGCCUUAUAAUCAUCGGCGAGACUUCGAUUGGAUACUAUAAUGAGGAGACUGGGGAGCUCCAAACCGAGCCUUUGGAAGAGGCCACUAUAUUUGUGGCUUGGGAGCGGGUAGAUGCUCAACGAUUUGUUUUCGCCGACGACUACGGCCGGUUAUACCUGUUCAUGCUCAUCUUGGACGAUCACAACAAAGUGCAGUCAUGGAAGCUCGACGUCAUCGGUCAAACAUCUCGAGCUUCUGUGUUGGUGUACCUGGAUGCAGGAUACAUAUUCGUUGGCUCGCACCAGGGCGACUCCCAGGUUAUCAGGAUCACCGAGAAAUCGAUGGAGAUCAUACAGACGUUUUCGAACAUCGCUCCGAUUCUAGACUUCACCAUCAUGGAUAUGGGUAAUAGGUCCGGAGAAGGCCAGACGAACGAAUAUUCUUCCGGCCAAGCGCGAAUUGUCACUGGAAGUGGCGCGUAUCAGGACGGAAGCCUCAGAAGCGUGCGCAGUGGGGUAGGUCUAGAGGAUCUCGGGGUUCUGGGCGAAAUGGAUCACAUUUCCAACCUUUUCAGCCUCAAGUCAAGCGACUCGGCCGAAUUCGUCGAUGCAUUGCUCGUCACCUUUGUCAACGAGUCCCGCGUCUUCAGGUUCGAUCCCCAGGGCGAGGUGGAAGAGGUGGAGGACUUUGCCGGCCUAGCGUUAGCGGAGACCACGCUUGUUGCGGCGAACGUAUCGCAGGGUCGUGUGGUGCAGGUUACGAGCGCCCGAGUCCGAAUAACCGAUCUAGAUGGUGGCAUGACUGUUUCCGAAUGGGUGCCAUCCAGUAACCAGACUAUCACGGCCGGAUCGGCGAACGACAGCCAUGUACUAGUUUCACUGGGUGGUGUUACCGUGGUUGCUCUGGAUAUCGACAAUGGCCUAAGCGUCGUACAGGAGAAGUCCUUCGGUAUCGACAGCCAAGUAGCCUGUGUAGCACUUCAUCCUGGAUCCAGUGCCAUAUGUUUCUUGGGCUUCUGGAAAAACUCCCAGCUCUCGAUCUGCCCCAUCAACACACUAGACGCCAUCACCAGCGUCCAAGUCUCCGACGACUCAGUUCCACGCUCCCUACUCCUCACACAAAUCUUCCCUGAGCAACCGCCUACGCUCUUCGCCGCCACAGCCGACGGCAACGUGGUCACCUAUUCGUUCGAUCCGUCAACGAAACAAUUAUCGGGCAGGAAGAGCAUAGUGCUGGGGACACAGGAAGCCACUUUCCGCGCCUUACCCCGCGGAGACGGCCUGUACAACGUGUUUGCGACAUGCGAGCAUCCUUCCUUGAUCUACAGCUCAGAGGGCCGCCUUGUCUACUCUGCUGUCACAGCCGAGAAAGCGACAACAGUCUGUCCGUUUGAUUCCGAGGCUUACCCAGGUUCUGUCGCCAUCGCAACAUCAGAAGAUCUCCGGAUUGCCCUCGUAGAUACAGAACGAACAACCCACGUUCAGACCCUCAAGGUCGACGAGACAGUGCGCCGAAUAGCAUACUCACCCAACCUAAAAGCCUUUGGUCUCGGCACUAUCAAGAGAAUACUAAAAGGCGGCGAAGAGAUUCUUAUAAGUCACUUCAAGCUGGUCGACGAAAUACAGUUCAAGGAACUGGAUACAUGGCCGCUCAAAGAGGAAGAGUUGGUCGAAAGCGUCAUGCGCUGUGAGCUUCCUGAUGGCUCCGGCAACGUCGCUGAACGUUUCGUUGUCGGCACAGCAUAUCUCGAUGACCAGAAUGCGGUCGCUGAACGGGGCCGCAUUCUUAUUCUAGAAAUCACGCAGGACCGACAGCUCAAGCUCGUUACAGAGCUUGCAGUCAAGGGCGGGUGCCGAUGUCUAGCCAUGUGUGAGGGCAAAAUCGUCGCUGCGCUAAUCAAGACCAUCGUGGUAUACGAUGUGGAGUACAAGACAGAAAGCAAGCCUGACCUCGUCAAAGCAGCGUCCUUCAGAUGUUCAACGGCGCCCAUCGACAUGACGGUCAACGGCUCGUUAAUAGCCAUCGCGGAUCUAAUGAAGUCGCUAGUCGUGGUCCAGUACCAGCGGGGCGAGACCGGCCUCUCGGAUACUUUGACAGAAGUUGCCCGACACUACCAGACGACGUGGGCUACGGCUGUAGCGGAGGUCGACGAGAACGCGUAUCUUGAGAGCGACGCCGAGGGUAACCUCCUGGUCCUGUACAGAGAUCCCAAUGGCGUCACGGAAGAUGACAAGAAGAGGCUGAAUAUGAGUUCUGAGAUGCUGCUCGGCGAGAUGGUAAACAGAAUACGCAGGAUAGAUGUUGCCCCAGCGCCAGACGCAGUUGUCAUCCCCAGAGCCUUUAUGGGAACCGUCGAAGGCUCAAUAUACCUCUUUGCUCUCAUAGCCCCGUCCUAUCAGAACCUUCUGAUGACUCUCCAAUCCAACCUCGCGGAGCUCGUUCACGCCCCGGGCGACGUCCCCUUCACCAAAUACCGCGCAUUCAAGAACCAAGUGCGGGAAGCGGAGGAACCGUAUCGUUUUGUAGACGGCGAAUUAGUAGAACGAUUUUUGUAUGUGAGUGAGGAGGUGCAGAGGAAGGCCGUAGAGGGGCUAGGCGUUGACGUCGAGAGGGUAAAGAGUUUGGUCGAGGUACUGAGGAGGAUACACUGA